Messenger RNA from Bombina bombina (fire-bellied toad), 2260 nucleotides. It is a transcript of the gene TMEM161A, whose product is annotated as transmembrane protein 161A. Lineage: Eukaryota; Metazoa; Chordata; Amphibia; Anura; Bombinatoridae. The record is from RefSeq and is a predicted model, not a curated record. The transcript has 12 exons. Bases 137 to 1603 code for a protein of 488 amino acids.
GGAUCUGUACAAGCACAUACUACCUUAAAGGGACAGGGCAGUGUCCUUCUUGCAGCUGUUCUUCUGUUGAAGACACAUGGUUGGGGAGAUUUAAUUCACUUUUUGCAAGCGGGACCUGGGGUCCUAAGUUUAUAUAAUGGCUAUCAUGGGGGUACAGAUGGUAGUCACCCUACUGGUGGCUAGCAUAAUGCAGAGAAUAUCCCCUCAUUACUCCUUUGGUCGCUGGCUCCUGUGCAAUGGCAGCCUAUUUCGGUACAAGCAUCCAACAGAAGACGAGCUGCUGACAUUAGUCGGAAAACAAAAACCAAAAGGCAAGAGAGAAAGGAGAUUUAAUGGUGUGACAGAGGAGAAGGCACUGACUGUGCCCAGAGAUAUAAACCUGCAUUUGAAUACACAGCCAAUCACUACAAUAGAUGCACUAGUGCUUCGUUACUUCCUGGAGUACCAGUGGUUUAUAGACUUUUCAUUGUACUCAACUUUCAUCUAUCUGUUUACUGAGGGAUAUUACUGUCUGGUAGAUGCCUCAAGCGAAGUGAAUAUAGGGGUCCUCUGGUGUUUACUGACGGUCAUCUUCUCUGUUAAAGUCCUAUUCACGGUUAUGCAACAUUACUUCCGCUCAGAAGAGGGAGGAGAGCGAUCCGUCUGUCUGACCUUUGCCUUCUUCUUUCUUCUCAUUGCCAUGAUAGUGAUGAUUGUCAGAGAAGAAUAUCUGGAAUUUGGACUGGAACCAGGUCUGACCAGCUUUUGUGAUAAUUUGGAACGUUUCUUAGUGCAUCAUGGCUGGCAGUGGUCGGUUCCCUUUACUAAACUAGCCUUCAAAAUCAUGCUGGUUGCCCUCUGUUCUUUCCUUGGCGGAUGUCUCACCUUCCCCGGUUUGCGCUUGGCACAGACUCACCUAGAUGCACUAAAGAUGACUGCUGACCGCCCGCUACUACAGCUCUUGCUUCAUGCCAGCUUCCUCCCGCCUGUUAUUGUUGUAGUAUUGUGGAUCCGGCCAAUAACCAGAGACUUACUACUAAAUGCACCAAUGGGGAAGGAGUCUGUUCAGUUGAUGUCAAAUUCUGCUUACAACAGUUUCCGUUUGUGGAUCAUUGUGAUAUUGUGUCUGCUACGCUUUGCCAUGACCCGUUUCCAUCUGCAGGCUUAUCUCUGUCUUGCAGAACGUUGGGUGGAUCAGAUGAAGAGAGAGGCAGGGCGCAUCUCUGUGUUGGAGAUCCAGCGCAAGAUCUCGCGCAUUUUCUGCUAUCUGACUGUGGUUGCCCUGCAGUAUCUGGCGCCCGUUAUCCUCACUUUCCACUGUGUCCUCCUGCUUAAGUCUCUUGGUGACUAUUCCUGGGGACUGUAUCCUGAGCCCCCUGGCCUCUCUCCAGCUGUAGAUUACCCACCAACCCCACCAGCUUCCUCCUCUGAUGAAGAUGAAGACUCAGAGGAUGUCCAGGUUGCUGUGGAUCAGAUUAUGGGAGCGUUAGGAGCCUUGCGCAGCCUUUUUACUCCCAUCUUCUUCCGUGGCCUUUUUGCCUUUCUUACUUGGUGGGUCUCGGUUUGUCAAAUCAUCACCAGUCUUUUUGGCCUCUACUUCCAUCAAUACUUGGGAUCUUCUUAAUGAAAGACAAAAGUAGCUGUUGGUCAUUAGAUUAACUUUGGACAAUUUGUAAUCACAUGCAGAAAGGGAAACAUUAGGCACGUUUUCCCAAUAACAACAUUUUGUAAAUGGUCUUUAUGACAAACCCUGUCCAAUCAUCAACUAAAAGAAAAUGUAUUAUAAAUUAUUUAUGCCUAUAUUUAAAAUAAAAAAAAAAAUGGUGACUGAGAACGCCAGAGCAGAAAUCACAUGUGUUGCCUCUAUUGGACAUUGGUUAAAAUCGCUAGAUGGUAAGCGGUUAUUACAGCAAUUUUUUUUAUUAACGAUGACACCUAGAAGGGCAUUAAAACUAAAUCCAUACACCAUACCUCCAAAAAAAUAAUUAUUAUUAUAAUAUACUGGAACUUUACUUAAAAAGGGAGUGAUUUUAUUAUUUAUAAAAAAAUGAUGAAAUAUAACUUAGGGGAUUCAUUAUUUUUGCAGAACGUUUGAAUCUAUGCAAUCUUUAUUGAAAUACUGCUGCUCACAGCGUCCUAUUGGAUUUGUUGAGGGCCAAGUUGUGUUCUCUUCAGGGAAGUUGAAGCCUCUCUUCUUUAUGUUUAUUUAAAGAAUCAUGUCUGCACUAGAAAUUAAUGGUUUUUCUUUUUUUUUAUGUAAAAUAAAAGAUUUUAUGCUACA